ACUUUUUAAUGCCUGUAAAUUAAUCCUAGUAACAUUCUUUCUUCCCAUGUCCUUUCCCAUUUGUCAUAUUUUACUUAUCUAUACAUCUACAUCAUCAAUUGCCUUUAACUUUCUUCUCUGCUCUCUAACAUCUACAGUAGAUGGGCAUGUACAGACUUUCUUGAAGAACUUUCUCCUGGACUGUGUUGUACUCUGUUCACAUUCAGCAUACACACCCUCCUCCUUGUUCAUACCCCCCAUCUCCUGCUACUCUAUUUUCCUGGCUGUGGCACUGGCAGCACCCAGAAACAGAUCAGAGGCUUCUCCAGCCUGUUCCAGCAGAGGUGAAAAAAUACCCCCAACUCCACAACCCCAGCAGGGAAACUGCAGGCAGCCAAAAGAAAUACGAUUGGGAAUCAUUCUUGAUAGAGUGAAAGGUGCCCCACCAGGCAAUGGGGCCAUCCGGCUGACAGGUUACCACCAGAAAACUGGUCAGGUGAUUUGCACCAGCAAUUCAGGAUUUAAUUAUUGCACUAAUUUCAUCAGAUCAGACAUCAAACACAGUUACUUCAUGUUUGGAGAGGAACAGGUAAUAUUUUCAGAUGUUAUGCCACAGGAAGAUAUGAUCCUUGUUGCUCGCUUUUAUCACUGCCCAAAUGGGAGGGAAGCAUCUGAGUUCUGGGACGAAUUCAACCCCCAUUAUCAGCCAUCACUAGGGAGUGAACAAUGGUUAGCUGCCUGGGCGGUGUGCAGACUAACUAAGUGGUUUGAAUCUUGUGAAGUGAUGUUUGCAGGUGCAAAGAAGAAAAAGGAAUCCAGAAUGACUAUGUGGAAUAUUGGAACACAUACAUUAUCUCUGUAUCAAAGUCCUGUGCCACCUCUAACAGUUUUGUCCAUCGUGUCAGCAGAACACAAGAGGUAUGGUGGUGCUACUUUGAGACUACACAUCUUUAGCACCCAGAAACCUGAGCUGCCUUUCCCACCAGAGUCACCAGCCACACUUGAUCCUGCAGAAGCCUGAUCCCAUGUGAGUGCUAGAGGAAGAACAUUUGGCCGUC
Messenger RNA from Candoia aspera, 1037 nucleotides. RefSeq lists its product as uncharacterized. The transcript is spliced from 6 exons. Bases 47 to 1000 code for a protein of 317 amino acids. The record is from RefSeq and is a predicted model, not a curated record. Lineage: Eukaryota; Metazoa; Chordata; Lepidosauria; Squamata; Candoiidae.